This is a messenger RNA of Penicillium cinerascens, 1983 nucleotides long. Its product is annotated as DNA-directed DNA polymerase alpha subunit POL12. The transcript is spliced from 4 exons. The coding region runs from base 1 to 1983 and encodes 660 amino acids. The record is from RefSeq and is a predicted model, not a curated record. Gene Ontology annotation, molecular function: DNA binding. Gene Ontology annotation, cellular component: alpha DNA polymerase:primase complex. NCBI's taxonomy places the organism in Eukaryota, Fungi, Ascomycota, Eurotiomycetes, Eurotiales, Aspergillaceae. Gene Ontology annotation, biological process: DNA replication initiation; DNA replication.
AUGGACGCCACGGCGGAGCUCAACGAGCUCUUUACCGCAUCUUACCCCGACGGCCUGCCCAAGGAUGUUCUCGCCGAACUACAAUCUAUCUUGCGGGUCCACUCGAUCACCGCGGAGGAACUUUUCUACAAAUGGGAGUCUUACAGCAUCAAGAUGGGCGAGGAAGUGAAAUUGGACAUGGACACCGUGCGCGGCUUCAAGCAAGAUGUGCAAGAAGCACUUGAGCGCGAAACUCGUGGCAAAGCUGGCCGACAGACGGAGAAGAGGAACGCUGUCAACGCAACCCCACGUGCUGCAGCGAGCGCUGAUGUAUUCGGAAUGUUGGACGGAUUGACACCCAAUACCUCGAAUGGUCGGCCUUUGCACACCGUUACUGGCUCCGUCAAACGCAAGAACAACUUCUCCUCGCCCGCCACGCCAAAAAUGGGACGACUUGAGCAGAAUGGAUCUCCUAUGGCAAAAGGACCUGCUUCAAUGGCAAAUGGUGGAACUCCUGGCGGCACACAAUCUGUUUCAUUCUCUGAGCGACAGAAUGCCGGUCAAACAAUUGAAUCGCUCAAUUCCCACUUGUCGCUGCCAGAGACCCCGAUGGCACCCUUUUCCGAAGCGCGCAUCAAGCCCACGGCCAAUACGGAUCUCAAGAAGUUCGGCUACAAACCUAUGGGAAUGCGACUUUCAGAAGCUUCGGAGAUCCUGGAUGAUCGGAUCGAUGAAUUUGCUGCUAUCUUUCAGAAACACUACGACUCGGACGAGCUCACCUUCGGCAGCGCAGCCACUCAAAGUACAAGUGAAAUCAUUGCCGUUGGACGGCUUGCUUCAGAUUCCUUGGAAGGAAAGCUGAACCCGGCCUCUCUGGUUCUCGAGACUUCACGCCGAACUGGGGCUGGAAGACGAGUCCCUUUGAAAGUCGACUCCGUUCCGGGCUUAAAUUUCUUUCCGGGCCAAAUCGUCGCUCUGCGAGGAAUCAAUCCCUCUGGAGAUUAUUUCACAGUUAAGGAGAUCCUCCCAAUUCCUCUCCUGCCUCCUGCUGCAUCUUCGGCGGUGGCUCUCGAUAAUAUAAACGAACGUCUCAACAAUGGAGACGCCAACCCCCCUCUCAAUGUCAUGGUUGCAGCCGGUCCGUUCACAGCGGAUGAUAACUUGGACUUUGAACCUCUGCAGGAACUGUGCCAGAAAGCGGCAGACAAUUACGCUGACGGUCUCGUUCUGCUCGGUCCGUUCCUAGACAUCGAGCAUCCCCUGCUUGCAUCUGGGGACUUUGACUUGCCAGAUAUCAAAGGACUCGACCCGGACACCGCAACACUUACCACAGUCUUCCGACACUGUAUCUCGGCGCCGCUAUCCCGCCUCGCAGCAGCAGUUCCCAGUAUCACAAUUGUGAUUUUGCCAUCCGUGCGUGACGCUUUGAGUCGGCACGUUUCAUGGCCGCAAGAACAACUUCCUAAGAAGGAGCUUGGUCUGCCGAAACAAGUCCGCAUGGUUUCCAAUCCCGUAACAUUGUCCUUCAAUGAGGCUGUUGUUGGCAUGUGCUCCCAUGAUGUACUUUCCGAACUCCGCCGCGAGGAGGUCCUUCACGGCAGGCCCACCGAGGGCAACUUGCUCUCUCGACUGCCCAAGUACCUCGUUGAGCAGCGCCACUUCUUCCCUCUGUUUCCUCCCACCGGACGCGCCAAUCUUCCCAAGCCCGGUCCCGAGUCCGGCCCAGCGACGGGCGCAAUGCUAGAUCUGCCUUAUAUGAAGCUGGGCGAGUGGUGGAACGUGCGCCCCGACGUGCUGAUCGUGCCCAGUAUGCUUCCGCCAUUUGUCAAGGUCGUGGACAGUGUCCUUGUCAUCAACCCCGGUACUCUGUCCAAGCGCCGCGCCGCAGGUACCUAUGCCCAAAUGGCUAUCCACCAGCGGAAUAUUACAGACGAGGAGCGCGAGCAGAAGCAGCUUGACCACAAGCUCUACGAGCGAGCCCGGGUGGACAUCAUCAGGAUCUAG